Messenger RNA from Dimorphilus gyrociliatus, 1141 nucleotides. NCBI's taxonomy places the organism in Eukaryota, Metazoa, Annelida, Polychaeta, Dinophilidae. The record is from the annotation of a GenBank genome assembly.
GAUGGGUGUAUUGAGAAGAUUAAGUAAACUACCGUUUGUCUUCGAUCCUGUUAUAGGUUCCAAGUUAGAAGAUUUGGUUAUUCCAAAGCCGCCUUUUCGCCCUGAAAUUGGUGAAACAUAUUCAUUUUUAGCCAUCGGUACAAGGAAGUUAUUUGAUAUAAAAACUGACGAAACAAGGAGAAAGACCCGUAGAUUCCUCAGAGAAGAAUUAUUUAAGACAACAAAUAGUCCAGAGAGUAUUGAAUUCAAAAAACGAGCAUUUCAAAUAACAAGUCAACUGUUUAAUAGUGAAAAAGGAAAAGAUACAAAUGUUUCUUUCUUAUCUAACGUGAUAUCAAUUGAAGAAUGUAUGUAUGGCAAUCUACAUUUUGGCAUUGAUCAUCACUAUGGUAUAGCCUUACCAUUCUUUCGUAAAUUUGCCAAAGACGUCCAUAAAAGUUCUUUUUUAAAUAAAUUAAAGAAUGGUAAUUCUGUAUGCUGUCUAAUUGACACUGGAUAUGAACAUACAUUAGCUAUUGAAGUUGACGGAGAAACAUGGACUUUAAACGGAUCAAUUAAUUGCUCAGAAAUAGCAUCAGUUGCAGAUUUAUUUAUGCUUACUAUAUCUAAUGAAGCGGAAAAUCCUAAAACUCUGCUAAUCGAUUCAAGAAUUGGUGGACUCUCGAUUGAUUCCAUUUCUAAAAAUAGCUUUCAACUUAACUUUAAAGGAGUUCAACUAACUGAAGAGAAUGUAUUACAUUUAGACCAAGAACUAUUGUCACAAUUCACAGCUGUUGCUAAUUUGUUACAAUCAACUGCCUCUCAGGCACGCUCCGAAUUAGCUUUUGAUUUAAUUAGAAGUUCUAUUAGAAAUCGAAAAGUUUUGGAAGAUGAUGUAAAAAAGAUUCUGGCAGAUGCCAAAACCGAAAUAUGUGUCAAUAGAUUAUACGUUGACAAUUGUUUAUCGAAUCAUUUGGAGAGGAAAAUAUCACCAAUACUAGCCGCUAUGUGCCGACUAAGGACAUACGAAGUAGAGAAAAAUGUACUUAAAAGAAUUCCUGAAUAUUUGUUAAAUCCUCACUACAAAUCAUAUGUUGAUAAUUUUAUUAAUAGCGAUAAAUUACGAGCAGCGAUAACCAACAGAAUAGAAGAUGAUGCUUAA